AAGUAUCCUUUGUUAUAGGUCGGUCCGAUCCCUUUGACCAAUCAGCACUGAUAAAAUCGCAAAUAAAUAAUGCAUGUUUAGAGUGAGAGGAAAAAAAAUCCCCAAAAUCCCUCUCUUUUGAAGAGAGUCGCCUCUUGUCUGCGGCACUUCAUUCUCUGAACAGUGAGCCAUGGCUGGGAAAAUCCUGUUGCAUUUUCCAUACAACCACACUGUAAGAUUCCUGAUGGUUUUCAAGGAAAAUGUUAAACACAAAACUCAUGGUGCUUUAAAAACACCGACUUUUGUGAGAUAUCUCGAAAGGAACCUUUUCUGCAACUUUAACGGGUGAAACAUAAAAAUAAACAGACUGAAACGAAGUUUCAGCCCAUGAUAAGUGUGAUAACGGCGACUCCCUACAUUUCAGGAUUCUUUGUUUCAUUUGUGCUUUUAAAUGCAACAUUGUGUAAAGGAAACACUCUGAUAGGCAUCAAUACGACUUCAGCGACAUCUAUUGAGCAGGGAGAGAAGAAAAUUAACAUGAGCAGCCUGCCAUUCUCCAACCACUUGUCCUGCCACUCUACCGUAACUAACAGGAGAAGGCAUCAAAUAAUGGAAAAUCAGAAGAAUCGGUAUGCUUCAGAGUUCUACAAGUACAUCACAUCCUAUGCUAAUCGUUACAAGGGUGAUACACAGCAUGUUUUAAAUGAAUACGCCAUUACGGAUUGUACAUCAUUGGGACUCGAGAUUCUACCCGGAACUCCGAAUUUAGAAGAACUGUUGGAAUUAGAUGUGGAGGCAGCUGUUAACCAGAUCUACUACUCUCUCCAGGUUCAUUCUGCUUAUAUAUAUCUGAUUCAUCAUCAAUAUAAAGAGGACAGUCCGAGGUGCCCCGGAACUCUUCCUCGAGAGAAACAAUUGGCGGCACAAUCACUCAUCUUGGCGAACAAACAGAAGUCAUUAGUGUGCACCAUUGAAACUUCAAUGUCGCUUCUAGGUUACAAUCGAAAUGCAACCUAUUCCAUUCUAGAACUUGAGGUAACGGAUCUAAGUCAGUGUUCCCAUAUGGCGAUCAGGGAUUGUCAAGUUCUCCGUAGCAUCAUACAUUUGUUAAACACCAUGGCAAGAUACUCUCAAACACAAACAUUGUAGCUUGUUUCUGCGGAAACAGGAUUCGUCUUUUAUAUAUGUGAAUAACUCAUUUUGUAUCAUCGUUGUUGUUGAAAUCGCAUCCAUUUUGUAUGUACGUUGAAAUAAAUAAAAAUUAUCUAGUCAA
Molecule: messenger RNA, 1252 nt
Organism: Parasteatoda tepidariorum (common house spider)
Lineage: Eukaryota; Metazoa; Arthropoda; Arachnida; Araneae; Theridiidae
Source: RefSeq, a predicted model, not a curated record